Molecule: messenger RNA, 6252 nt
Organism: Diaporthe batatas
Lineage: Eukaryota; Fungi; Ascomycota; Sordariomycetes; Diaporthales; Diaporthaceae
Exons: 5
Coding region: 234-1505 (423 amino acids)
Source: RefSeq, a predicted model, not a curated record
GCGUGCAUGAUGGUCCAUGUCCACCGCGAGACUGCUUUUCCUCGAGCAGUCUCGACCCAUCCGCAGAUCAAAUUCUGUACGAGCUUUGCUGGCGUGAUAAGUACGUAGCUGGAUGGCUGCCUUUUGAUUCAAAACAUGCUUUGUCCCGUCGGAAUUGUCUGUCUCUCCCUUCCUUCUCAGCCAGGUUGGCCCCAAACGUGAUUGCCCGCGAAGUCAAUACACGAGGACCCAGAAUGUCUAAAGCCGGAAUACUGCCUGUUCCUGUGGGCGAAAAGCAAGACUUCGAUGGUUUCUCCGAACUUCAGGUCAGAAUUCUGGUCGUUUAUAUUGUGACCUUCGUUUUGGCGACCGUGGGUCUCCUCCUUCGUUUCUACACAGGAGCCUGCCUUAACCAAAGAGGGCUCGGCCUCGAUGCUCUUCUUAUAUUGGCGUCAUGGGCAGUGUAUCUGGCUUCGUUCAUCGGAAUGCUGAACGUCUUUCCGUGUGGUUUCGGGAGACAUCUGUGGAGCGUUACUGAGAAGCAACUGCAAUGUUAUAUGAAAAAACUCCUCUUUCUCGGAGUGACUUACUUCUGGCCUCCAACUCUAGCCAAGCUGUCUUUGAUCGUGCUCUACCACCGUCUCAACCCCAACCUAGGCUUCCGCUUGGCACUCUAUAUUAUCGCCUUCAUUAUCACGACUUACACAGUAGUCUUCACCGCCAUCCUAUCCGGACCAUGUAAUCCACUCGACGUCGGCAGUAGCACCUGUCUAAAUAAUGUAGCCCUGGCGCAGGCCGUGCUCAAUAUUUCCACCGAUGGAGUGCUGGUGCUCAUGCCGGUGAUAAUGCUUUGGGGUCUGAACAUGCCGCGGAAGCAGAAAGUGGCCGUCGCUUGUAUACUUGGUCUUGGUUCAGGAGCAGUCAUAGCCUCCUGCGUCCGCAUCGCCUACGUCCGCGCAAUGAGAAACAACCCAGACGUGCUCUAUACCCAGGGCUCAGCCGCGGUAUGGUCGGCGGUGGAGAUCAACAUCGGCAUCUUGUGCAACUGCCUUGCGAUGCUGAAGCCCUUCGUCAGGCGCCACUUGCCGUGGUUGGUCAGUCUCGUAGGGUCUGACGGGUCUUCAUCUUCCGAGGAAGGGGCAUCGAAGGACAGUGCGGUCCGUUUCGGUAGAUUUAGGAGAAGCAGCAGGAAAAGCGGCGGGGAUGGUGCCGGCGGGGCUGGUGCCUGCACCGCGGGCAACUAUCAGCUGCACAGCUUCGGGAGGGACAAGGAGGCCUGUAAAUUUGGCAAGGCGGACGGGCGGUCGACUACAGUCACUUCUCGAAGCGACACACUGAGAACACCAGAUGACCCCUCGAUUCAGAACGGCGGGAUCUUGGUAACAACGAGUACCACAUGGAAGGCGAGUGACGGUGAUGCUAGUAGUGAAGGAAUUCUGACUGGAAGCGAUGAAGAGAGUGGGAACCAAUACAGAUCUGGGAGAGGACAAAUGGGCAAGGACUCUGAAGUUUGGCACGAGCAGUGAGGCAGGACGAACUAUGCAUUGGUGGCGCAUUGACGAGGUAGUAGUCAGAAGAGAAGGGCUUGUGUCAUUUAUUAGAAGCGAUCAAGCUGCCUUUGCAUCCGACCCAGCGUAGCCCAUCAAGUACUCCGUCCGCAAGCCCAACCGCCAAUGUCAGCAAAGCACCAAUUGUGUAAAGCAUGUAGCCGCUGCAUGAACAGAUCCAUCAGAUACAUUUGCAGUGUAAAUGUUGACACCUGUGUGCCGCCAAACAUCUGCCAAAGUGUUACUCCGGUUUACCACUCUCAAGCAAAUCGAAUGCCUCUCUACUCCAAGGCCCAUCACUCCUAGCAGACUGAAACCCAGGGAAGGUCAUCUUCUUUUUCUGCCGUUUGGGCUUUUCAGGAGCCUGUUCGAUUUGCGUCGCUGCGAGGUCUGCCGUAGAGACUGGAAUCAUCGUGGUAGGCUGCGUAGGCGGCAGCAUGCGUUGCGGAACUGGCCCCGCUGCAUGUGACGCCAGUGCUGCUUUGCGGCCGCGAGACGCUGGGUUUGCAAGGCGCGCAUUGGAAGCCGGCUUUUCAUGCACGUCUGUUGACGAGCUUCCUGUCUUUUGAGCCUGUGGUGUCAAUUUCGCUCCAAUAUUGUUGAUGCUCCGUGGAGUUGAGGCUUGACGACGGAGGUCGAUGGAAUUGGGUGACCGAACAGGGAGAGAAGAUACCUUGUCGGAGUCUGCGUUGCCCAUGAUCUUUUGACAUGUCAUGGGUUCCUGGUCGCCACUGGUCAAAGAAUGCCCAUACAGGGCUAAUUUGGGUUUAUCAACGGCUAAUUGGGCCUUGAAAGUGUCCGCUUUAACAUUUGGAUGGCUCUCGACUGUGUUUGAUGCAUUGGCAGGUUCAAGUAUCGACGAAUGUUGCUGAUUGAUUGGCUUUUCUUGGUUGAGCAACGUCACUGCUUGUGAUUUGGUCGACAUGUUAGCACGCUGAUCCGCUGCGACUGAUUCCGUUGGCUGGCCUUUCGUCACACUUCGAGCCGUCUGAUCGGUGUUUGAUGGCUGCUGACCAUCCGCAUUAUUUUGGUCUCGCAACAAGGGGCCAGUGUUGAUUGCAUGCCCUAUAGUGGUAGUCUGUGCAGGCACAGACGGCUGCUGGGCAUUUGCCACUGUCUUCAAUGGGGUCUCUAGUGUCACUUCGUCCAAAAUUGUGUGAUUUGCGACUGUCGAAGACUGUCUUGAGAGAAUAGAACCGUUUUGUGCAGAUUUCUCCAGGCUUGGAAUGGUCUGCUCAGCGGCCUUGACGGUCGCAAUGUCCUCUGGCAUCAUGGCGUGACAUUGCUGUGCUUCUGGAUUCGGCUUGCCGAGAACAGGUUCCGGAUGUAUUGAACUUUUUAAUGACUGAGCUCGGCCCACGGCUUGCUUGUCUUGACAUUUUGUAGGGCUCUGUGAGUCGGCCACCCGCCCGCCUGGUCUACCAAAAUCGCGGAUCUCAGGCACAUUUAAAUACGCUGGCGCAUCAGGCUCGACCAAUGCGCUGAAAUCAUCCUCACCGAGGGGUUUGCUUCUGUUCGCGUCGGGAUCGGAGGAAUCAAGGGGUACAUAACUCGUUUCGUCUCUUUUCGACGUCUGAGCGUCCCGUUUGUGAGGUGCGGCCGAGAAGUUAGGACAGGAUGGUAGCAUUUGAUCACCACAGCUUUCGACAACCACGGGACUCCUGUUCUCAUCCGCUACAGCACGAGCUGGAGACCGUGUCUGAACGGGCUCAUUCAUAGGCGAAGGCAGAAUACUGAAUGGCAUCCCGAUCCCUCUAAGGCCGAGAGGUGCAUUCAGUGCAGCGAGGUUGAGACCAACAAGCUCUCUGCUCUUGACGUUUUUCUUGAUCUUCUCCAGACGUGGCCGAUCCUCUGAGACUUUGGACGCCUUGGUAUUGCGGCGUUUCUUUGGACUUUCCUCCUCUUCCGAGCCAUCUUGUUCACUUGAUAAAGGCGAGGGCUCAUUUGAUUUGGGUUGAGGUCGCCUUCGUCGCCUUGACUGGUGCCGCACUAAAGGCAGCCCAUCCUCCUCUGACUCUAUGCCAAGAUUCUUUCGGUAACCUUUGACUUUACGCGUAGGUCUGGCUGACCCUUCGUCGCCAGAUGCGACAGUAGGGGGCGGAUCUUUGGCCCAAGUCUUCAUGGAUUUGCUUGACUGAAGCUGUUUGUUGGCAGCCUCGUCACAGACCAAAGAAACAGCAGCGAAUCCAGAAUCAGAACCCAAAUCGGCAUUGCUGGGGAGCGAGGCGGCCGGGUCAAUACAACCAUCAUCUGCAAUGAUUUUCCUCCGGCUCUGCCUUUGUAUCUUGGCCGUGCUCGGGUUUUUAUUGUUGUCGAUCGACCUGGGUACUCCAACUCCAGCGCCGUGGUCAUGAUCGCGUUCAUUCCUCUGUGCACAUGAUGAUGCCCCAGGACUGGACGCCCGCGGAGAAGAUGGGAUCUGAUAGGGGUCGCAUUCCACCCUUGGCAACAAGAAUGAACGCUUUGUGGGCUGGAGGAUAUCAGCAGGCGCACCCCCGCCAUGAUCCACGAAGCACAUUUCAGAACGGAACGCAUUCUGGGAGGUGACCUUCGCUUGCUCGAGUCUCUCUUGCCCCAUUUGUUGGUCAGCGUUCCUUGUCGCUGACUCGGUUCUGUCAUACGUCUGUUCUGAGACUGCCAGUGACUGUGACUGAAAAGGGUCCUCGUCUUCGCCAAGUUCAGUCGAAAUUGUGCGUACCGCAGCUUCCUUCCUGAGCUCGCUUAGCACUCGACCUUUCUCCCACUCCCCAUCGCGGUUCAAAAGCGGGUAUUCCAGGUCACCAUUUUUGUCGUCAUUACUCGACAGGCGGUCAGAAACCAUAGGAUAGGCUCUCGCUAAGUCAUCAACACCGUGGUUGGGGUCAAACUUGCUUGGCAGGCGAGUUGAUAAAGACUGGUGGAAUGGGUCGUCGUCAUCGGAGUCUCUCGGGGAGUGGGUUGAAACCCCAUUGAAAGAUCUGGCUGCAUCUGCAGAGACCUCUCGACGCGUCUUCUUGGGCUUUGAAGCGUCGGACAUCAUCAGAAGACCUCGCUUUUUGCUGGACUUGAUCCUGAGCUCGGUGACUGGUAGGGUUGGGUCCCUCGUCGCGUCAGCGGUGCGGCUAUCGACUCCACGAGCUGUGGUGUCGGUCGGCCCAGAGCUGGCGUUCCUACCGUUGGCCCUGGCUACAGCUUUGUCGGGGCCGUUGUUUCGCUCAUUGCCGCUCGCCUUCUUGGAUUUGCCGUGAUGGCCAGCCUCCGAUAUUUUCUGUCUCGUUGAGCGGGCCUGAUCUUCAGGAGGCCCAUGAGUUUCCCUUCUCCCAACCUCGGAAGUGCUUGGAUUUCCCCCAGGUCUCUGUAAGCGUGCUUGGGUGUUCUGCUCUCUCUCCGGGUGUUGAGUAAGCGGGGGCGCAAUCGGAUCUGGAUCAUCGAUCUCGAUGACAUCUAUGAGUUCUGGAAUGGUUUGUACGGAUUUCGUUGCAGGGUGUUUCUGAGACAGACUUGCAUACGAAUCGGACUUGCCGAUGUCAGCGCUGCCCUUGUCCUUGCCCCUUGCCUGCCUGUUGCCAGCCUUGCAAGCCCUACUCUGAGUGACGAGCGAGUCUGGCACAGAUUUGGUGCUAAACUUGUCAAGUUGAUGACGCGCAAUGAGCCGUGGUGGUGCUGGAUUUCGCGGCAUCUGUGGAGAUUCCCCUGCGUUGCAAUCGACCGUUGUGUUCGAUACCGACUCGUUGUGUAGUUGAGGCGCCAAUGACACAGAGCUCACGGGGGUGUGGCUCAAAGUCAAGGUUUGCCCGAACAGCGACUGUGCGUACCCGCUGUGGUUGAGGCGCCGAGACGAUUGCGGCUGCUCACGCCUCGCUGGCUCUGGCUCCCCUCGACAAUACUGAGCAUCGGCCUCCGGAAGUGGACCUGUUCCUGCUUCAGGCCUCGGCCGACGGAUUUUAGGGGGCGGAUUUGAUGGCGUAGCACUGAGGGUCAGAACUUGUCCAAACAAUGCCGAUGCGUAACCGCUCUUGCUCGGAGGAGGCUCAUCGUACUUUCUCCUCUUGGCAGUCCGUUGAUCCGGGGAUGCAGCAGCUUGCUGCCUCUGCUCAAAUGGCGACUCCUUUGGAACCAAAGCCUUUCCGUGGUGGCCAGUUGGUGUCCCGAUGACAUGGUGGAGAGCUUGAUGUCGCGGCGGCUGAUGACGGUCUGGAGCAACAGCUGCAGGACGAGGCAGAGAGCGAGGAAGCCCGGCACUGGAGGCUCGUGACCGGGCCAGCUGCUGCAUUUGGCGCUGCUGCUUCUCCUGGACUCGCUUAUCGACAAGCUCAGACAGGUCUGUCUCCUUGCGUUCCACGAGGUCUUCGACCUGGACUAUGACGCCGCCGCGAUCAAGUUGGACCUCCUCGCCCUCGCCAAAAUCGUAUUCGCCAUGCCAGUGCAUGUCCCCAACCGAGUUCCCGCGGUCGUCAUAGACCAUGACGCGUGCAUUGAAGGUGUGGUACUUGAGUCGUCCAUCUUGCCAUCUCUUCUGCUUGCGGCGCAGGUCAUGAGUGAAGAGACAGCGGAACUCGAGUACGGUGGCGGUUGACGGCGCUGGGCCAGCCAUGGCGACUGCAAGCAGCCCAGGCAGACUCACUCGAAGGAGAGAUUGAAAUUCCAGGGCACAUCCAGAAAUCUAUAAUCGCCGCACGGGCUCCAUAUCUCAAGUGCUUCCGACGAGCUGGGGGUAUGCCGGGGUCGUGGCCAAAAUGUGGAUGGG